This is a messenger RNA of Bactrocera tryoni, 2117 nucleotides long. It is a transcript of the gene Ubqn, whose product is annotated as ubiquilin-1. Gene Ontology annotation, molecular function: polyubiquitin modification-dependent protein binding. Gene Ontology annotation, biological process: ubiquitin-dependent protein catabolic process. The record is from RefSeq and is a predicted model, not a curated record. Gene Ontology annotation, cellular component: cytosol. The transcript has 4 exons. Lineage: Eukaryota; Metazoa; Arthropoda; Insecta; Diptera; Tephritidae. The coding region runs from base 179 to 1783 and encodes 534 amino acids.
CAUUCCGUGUGUGUGUUAUACGAAAGUGACGAAUUAGUUUUUAAUUGACAAAAUUUUUCAAUCUAUGAAAAUUCUUGCAGCAUUUUUGCUAAAUAAAAAACUCGAAAUUUGUUAAAACUAAUAUCGAAGUAAAUUGAGAAAAAAAUUCAUUACAAAACCUUUCAAAAACUAAACAAAAAUGGCAGAAGGAGGUAAUAGCAAGCGUAUCGUUGUCAACGUUAAAACACCGAAGGAGAAGAAAACAAUCGAGGUGGAUGAAGAUUCUGGAAUUAAGGACUUCAAACAACUUGUGGCGCAGAAAUUCGACUCUGAACCCGAACAGCUGGUACUAAUUUUUGCUGGCAAAAUUAUGAAAGACACCGAUACAUUAAAGACUCACAACAUUAAAGACGGUCUAACAGUUCAUUUGGUCAUCAAAGCACCUACAAGGGCAGCAGAACCUGCCGCUCGUCCAGCCGCUGAUGUACGUCAAACACCGUUUGGUCUUAACCAACUAGGUGGAUUGGCUGGUAUGGAAGCAUUGGGCGCAGGCACUGGGUCUUUUAUGGAUUUGCAAGCUCGCAUGCAAAGUGAAUUGUUAAACAACGGUGACAUGUUGCGCUCAGUACUUGAUAACCCACUAGUACAACAAAUGAUGAAUAAUCCAGAGAUAAUGCGCACUCUUUUCACCUCGAACCCGCAAAUGCAGGACUUAAUGCAGCGCAAUCCUGAAAUAUCGCAUAUGCUAAAUAAUCCAGAAUUGCUUCGUCAAACUAUGGAGUUAGCACGCAAUCCAUCUAUGUUGCAAGAGUUGAUGCGUUCGCAUGACCGUGCAAUGUCGAAUUUGGAAUCGGUGCCUGGCGGUUACAAUGCGCUUCAACGUAUUUACCGCGAUAUACAAGAGCCCAUGUUGAAUGCAGCAAGCGAUUCUUUCACACGCAAUCCAUUUUCCGGUCUAAUGGACAGUUCUGGCGGCGGCAUAAAUCCGCAGCAAGGCACGGAGAAUCGUCAACCACUACCAAAUCCGUGGGGCGGUACCGGUAAUACUAGUGGUACGUCUGGUAGUGGUGGUGCUGCGUCUGGUGCCAAUCCAGAUCUGCCGCCACGCGGCGUGCUUAACACGCCCGCCAUGCAGAGUCUUAUGCAACAAAUGUCUGAAAAUCCAUCGUUAAUGCAAAAUCUGUUAAAUGCACCUUAUACGCGCUCCAUGAUGGACGCAAUGGCACAGGAUCCAGAUAUGGCUUCACGUCUGCUCAGCACCAGCCCCCUAAUGGCUAAUAAUCCCCAACUGCAAGAUCAGGUGCGUCAAAUGAUGCCGCAGUUCCUUAAUCAAAUGCAAAAUCCCGAAGUACAGAAUAUGUUGACCAAUCCCGAAGCAUUAAAUGCAAUUAUGCAAAUACAGCAAGGCAUGGAGCAAUUACGUUCGGCGGCGCCCGGUCUGGUCGGUUCUUUAGGUAUACCACCACCAGCACCUGGCAAUACAGAAAGUUCCACCGGUACAACAACCUCAACUACAAACACCACGAGCGGCGGUGGCGAUACCAAUCGUCCCGCUACGGCACCUGGCGGCGGACCGAAUGCUCAACUCUUCAACGACUUUGUAUCACGCAUGUUGAACGGCGUAGGCAUGCAGGCUGACAACACGCAGCCGCCUGAGGUGCGCUAUCAGUCACAACUGGAGCAACUGGCGGCUAUGGGUUUCGCCAAUCGGGAGGCCAACUUGCAAGCGCUAAUUGCUACUUUUGGCGACAUAAAUGCUGCUGUUGAGCGGUUAUUGUCACUUAACCAAUUAUCUUUAAGUUAACAUCCUUAAUUUGAAAUUUUUAUUUAAUAAAAACACGAAAUGAACAACAAAAACAAAAUACAACUGCUGUUGCUGCUGCUAACUAGAUGGCCUAGAUACAAACCCCUUCGCUUUACCCUAAACAAAAAUUACUAAGUGAAUUACUAUUGUCCCAGCAAAUAACCUAUAUGAAACAUGAGAAAUUACAAAAAAAAAAGUACUUUGGGACUGCGGCAAUAUUUCGUGAAAUUACAAAAAAAAAAUGUAUACCAAAAGUAAAAGCGACACUAAAGUAAACAUGGAAAGUAUGAAAUAAGAGGGUAUAGAAGAAAAAUAAUUAUUAAAAUAGAAACAA